UAGCUGACGCGCCUCCAUAAUGCGUGGUCGGUCUUCAGCAUCAGUCGCUGUUGAACCCUCGUCUCGCGAGCAACUGUGUGACCGGUGAAUCGUAACGAGCGCGAACACACCAGACGAAAAAUGGCUACCAUUACGAGGUUAUCGAUCAUAAAAUUCCUUGAGCUGGUGUUGGUAUGCAUCCUUAUUGGAUUGCACUACCAUUCCUUCAACGCGGGAGACCAUCACACUGCGAUGAUAACCAUGGGUACAUUUGGUGGAUAUCUGAUUAUUCUAGUCGGUGCGUUCAUCGGCAGCGUGAUGGGAACGCCAUUGAACCGCCGUAUAGACCUCUUCUUCUCGCUCAUCGGAUGCGCCCUGUUCAUCGCUGCAGGUGCGCUGAACAUCGACUUCUUCCAGAAGUUAAGCCACAAUUCGUCGUUCCGCGACACCGGCUUGGCCAAGGGAUCCAUCAGCAUCAUCGAGGGCGCCCUCUUCCUCGUGGACGCAUUCCUCACGUUUCGCGGGGAGAACUGAAACAAACCACCUUUAAUUAACGACGGGGACUGCACGACCGGCAAUCGGUGUUAACCACAUUCCGUGAUCGACGACGAACGCGGAAUUCUCUAAUCUGUAAAGAACGGAUAUACUGCCAAAGACUUUCCCGACGUGUGUAUUGUCCCGAGGACAAUACACACGUAGGAUGUUAACAGAGGACAAAUUUUCCGCGACCGAAUAAAAAUCCUGCGCAUACUGCUCGGAGCUUCGCGGAUUUUUCCGAAUCGUGCGCAAAACAACUUACGAAUCCUUGCGAAAUAUCAACGAUGUUCGCCAUUUGUCACGACUUCUCGCAGGAUAUCUUGCGUACACUGAACGAACGAACAAGGAACGAACUGCGAACUUUCGUUGUUACAAUUUGGAAAUUGUGUAUACAAAACGCGCCGUAACGAAUCCGAAUAGAACGUUUCGAACCGAUUUGCUCAUAAAAUAGUUUAUCAAAGAAAGUUUGUGCGCGUCUAGACGCGAAUAUACACAGAAAAGUGCUAAAUUCAAAUAAAUAAUUACGCCAAUACUCCUCAGCAAAUUUUUACUUCAAUCAAGUAAUAUUUACUUAAUAAAUAUUUUCCAAGUAAAUUAUCCAAGUAAAAUAUUUACUUGAUCUAAUUGUAAGUAAAACUUAUUUGAUCCAGAUAAAAAUGUAAUAACAAUUAUUGAACUAAUUAUUUAUUUGAAUCCCAAGUAAAACAGAAAAUGACGAUAGGAUCAUGUCAAUAUGUUGUCAAAUAACGUCAAAGUGACGAGAAAAUGAUUGUAAAAACUCUCUUUUCGAUCAUUUUUCUCAUCAUUUUGACGUCACCGUCACUUUCUGUUCUACCUGGGAUCUAAUACUUUUCUAUGUAUAUAUUCAUAUUACAUAUUCGUUGUUCGUUCGCUUAGCGUAUAUUCACCUUUAUGAAGGCAAGUCACAAAACCAUUCGCUUAAUUCGCCGGAGAAUGCAGACUCGAAACUGUAUCGAAACUUCCUCGGAAUAAAUUAUGUGCUGCACACUCUGUCAAUAAACAGAUAUACAGAUUCUCAGUACACCUUCGAGUCGAUCGCGUCGCGCUUAACUUAAAAUGCGAUGCGGCUUCGCAACGGUGCCUUACCGAUAAUAGUACAAAAUGUAACGCGGAUCGUGUAUAGGAAUGGUGGGAGUUGCGUGCAUGCACAUUUAUACGUUUAUAAACGCUAAUACUAAUAAGAAGCGGCAGUCCCUUCGUAGAAGCAGGUCACUUGGUAUUGUAAACGUUAUUAACGUGCUCAUAUCGCACUCGUAAGCUUAAGUCCAUGUUAUCAUGUUAGAUACGACAAGCAGCUGCGGUAUAGAGGUGGAAGAAGAAGAAAAGGACGGUAUCAUGAGACACUCUUUAUUGUACAUUCGCGUUCGCGCGUAUAUCUCGACGCUUGGAACAUUCGUCGCGACGAUCGUAUCCGCUCGCCGUCCUCUCACAAGCAUUUCGCGUGUGUAUUUAUCUUUGAUUUGUACGUUUCUACGUUAAGACCUCAACAAUAAAAGGAAAUAACGAAACAAAAUGACGAAAAAUAUUUUCGCACCUUGUCCUGCCGCCAUCGCCGGCGACACUUCCUCCUCCCACUCCGGCGGGAGCGGCUCGUUGCAAAACGCGAAAAUAUUUGGACGCGACUUGCACGCACGCACUCUCGCUCGCUCGCUAUCGCGUUAUACAAACCAGACUCAGCUCGUUAUACAACAAAACACAGGAAGUUUCACGUGACGUAACUUUUGCUCGGAUCUGCAUGAACACGUUGCUUUCAGCCAUUUUGGAAACGAAGCUACGUUACGCAUCACCGCUUUUUUUUAUAUAGGUAUUUGGUCUGUAAAUUUCUUUCUUUGGAAUCUUCUCAAAUUUU
Molecule: messenger RNA, 2386 nt
Organism: Dinoponera quadriceps
Lineage: Eukaryota; Metazoa; Arthropoda; Insecta; Hymenoptera; Formicidae
Exons: 4
Coding region: 121-513 (130 amino acids)
Biological process (GO): septate junction assembly
Source: RefSeq, a predicted model, not a curated record